GCCUGGGAAACAGAGUGAGGCUCUGUCUCAAUAAUAAUAAUAAUAAUAAAACCUUAGGCAAAUUAAACAGAGUUUAAUUGAACAAAGAACAGUUUGAGAAUCUGGCAACCUCCCAAACUAGAUUAGGUUUAGAGAAACUUGGGUGAUGCUAAGUGGUGGAAGAAGACUUAUGGGCAGAAAAGGAAAGUGAUGGACAGAAAAUGGAAGUGAAGGACAAACAGCUGGAUUGGUUACAGCUUGGCAUUUGCCUGAUUUGAACACAGUUUGAAUGGUUGGUCAAAUGCAAUUGGCUGAAACUCUGUAGUUGGCGCAAGAAUAGGUUAUAGCCUGUUUACACAUUCAGUCUGGUUACAGUUCAUUAUGUGCGGAGAAGCCUUUAGGCCAAACUUAAAAUAUGUAAGUUUUAUAUAUUAAAUGUAUAAAACAUAUGUUUUAUAUAUUAAAAUAUGUAAGUUCAGCCUUAGGCUAAGCUUAAUUUAACUGGUGUUAAUAUUAGGGAAGCUGGCAGACAGGUGUCUUGGAAUCUUAUGCUUUAUUUUGCGAGUCUAAAAAUUAUUUUAAACUAAGGAUACACAAAAGGGGUGAGGUGGGGGGGAAUAAAGAAGAAGCCCAGGUCCUAGAACUUAGCGAUUCUGUGGGAGGGACCCAGGACUCUGUGGCUGUUGUUGGGCAGCUUCUUGGCUCUUAUUCUCCCUAUUAGAAAGUAGCGACUUGGAGGCCCUACUUGAAAGGACCCCUGCUUCCCUCUGCCUGAGUGAAAACACAUCACAGUCUUAAAGUCCAUUCUUGGUAGCCUGUGGACCCCAGAGAAGGGCAAAUGUCUAAGUCCAUGGCCAUCUUCUUGGAACAUUCUGUUCUCUGAUGUCUGUCUGAGAGACUGUCCCCAACCCCAGUAAAGAUGCAAAAACCAAGGGCCAGAGAGGUGAAGCCACCAACUCUAGGUCACACAGCCAGUAAAUGCAGAGCCAGAUCCAAGCCCAGCUAAGAGUGACUCCAAUGCCAGCACCUUUAACCACCUGACAUUACUGCUCUAUUACUGCUCAGUUCAAGUGGAGGCAACAGGCAUUCACCAAGCACUUGUGGUGUGUCAAGGGGGGCAGUGGGACUGGAGGUGAGGGCAGCUGAGAUACUGAUCCUGGACCACAGGUGCUGUGCUGGGAAGGCAGACCCUCAUACUGCUAAGCAUGUGGCAGGCAGUGCAUCAUAUAUCCAACAUUCAUUCAUUCAUUCAUUCAUUCUCUGCUGUUGCCUGUCCCUGGGCUCUGGCUAGUGGGUCAGAUAUGGUCCUUCCCCUGAGACCUCCUGACCCAGCAGGGGAACAGACAGUUAAACAGGCAGGUAACCAUACAGAGAUGCCAUGAAGGGGAGUGGGGGAGAAGGGAAGGAAAGAAGGAAUUUGAUUUGGAAAGUCUGGGAGAUGAAACUAUUGGUGACAGUGGGUGUAGCAGACACAACCCUGCUCAGUGGAAAUUAUGGCCAGAGAAAGAGAUUGGGAAGAGUUUAGGUUUGGGGCAGAUUGAGGGGGGCGGCGGUGAGAUCUUGCUGGGAAGGUAUCCAGGAUGAAGAAGCUGGAGGCAGGAUCUCUGAAGGUGAUGUUGGGAAGGUCCUUCAGAGACACAGAGUAAGCAAAGGCCUGCACAUCUGGAAUGGACUGUUAGUGGCCUUGAUCCAGUUACCAGGGAAUCAUUCCAGAGAGGGGACACAUGCUUUCCAAACACUAUCCUUGGGGGAUGCUCCUCGUGAGGUGGGAGGUCAUCUGAGCUUGACUCUUGUCAAUGAGAGAAACAGCUCAUGGCUGUGCAGGAUGAGGGUUGGGGCAAGGGCAAAGGGAAUUUUUUUUCCAGUCUGAAAGCAGGAUAUAUACACAAGCUGCUGUCCAGAGAGGGGACGAGCCUUCAGAGAAGAAUCAUACUCCCUCUGCACUUCCUGAGGAAGAGGCACCCGGGCGCUGCUGCUCUGCUCCCAGGCUUGUGUGGACAUUCCCAAGCAAGUCAUUCUGGCUCUGGACAUUGGGACUGGGCAUUUCCUCCCAACAUGGCUGCCACUGCCUCUCCGCAGCGACUCACCACCGAGGAUGCCGGCUCUGAGAACAGCAGCUUCUAUUACUAUGACUACCUGGAUGAGGUGGCCUUCAUGCUCUGCAGGAAGGAUGCGGUGGUGUCCUUUGGCAAAAUCUUCCUGCCAGUCUUCUAUAGCCUGAUUUUUGUGUUGGGCCUGAGCGGGAACCUCCUUCUUCUCAUGCUUUUGCUCCGAUAUGUGCCUCGCAGGCGGAUGGCUGAGAUCUAUCUGCUGAAUCUGGCCAUCUCCAAUCUCCUGUUUGUGGUGACACUGCCCUUCUGGGGCAUCUCCGUGGCCUGGCAUUGGGUCUUUGGGAGUUUCUUGUGCAAGAUGGUGAGCACUCUUUAUGCUAUUAACUUGUACAGUGGCAUCUUUUUCAUUGGCUGCAUGAGCCUGGACAAGUACCUGGAGAUCGUCCAUUCUCAGCCCUUCCACAGGCUGAGGACCCGGGCCAAGAGCCUACUUCUUGUUACCAUAGUAUGGGCUGUGUCCCUGGCCAUCUCUAUCCCUGAUAUGGUCUUUGUACAGACACAUGAAAAUCCCAAGGGUGUGUGGAAUUGCCAUGCAGAUUUCAGCGGGCAUGGGACCAUUUGGAAGCUCUUCCUCCGCCUCCAGCAGAACCUCCUAGGGUUUCUCCUUCCACUCCUUGCCAUGAUCUUCUUCUACUCCCGUAUUGGUUGUGUCUUGGUCACGCUGAGUCCCCCAGGCCAGGGCCGGGCUCUAAAAAUAGCUGUAGCCCUGGUGGUGGUCUUCUUUGUGCUAUGGUUCCCAUACAAUGUCACCUUAUUUCUGCAUACGCUAUUGGACCUGCAAGUAUUCGGGGACUGCAAGGUCAGCCAGCACCUAGACUAUGCACUCCAGGUGACAGAGAGCAUCGCCUUCCUUCACUGCUGCUUUUCCCCCAUCCUGUAUGCCUUCUCCAGUCGCCGCUUCCGCCAGUACCUGAAGACUUUCCUGACUGCUGUGCUUGGACGGCACCUGGCACCUGGCACUGCCCAGGCCUCAUUGUCCAGCUGUCCUGAGAGCAGCAGUCUUACUGUCCAAGAAGAAAUGACUGGCAUGAAUGACCUUGGGGAGAGGCAGAUUGAGAACUUCCCUAACAAGGAGGAUGUGGGGAAUAACGCAGCCUGAGUGUCCAAA
Molecule: messenger RNA, 3198 nt
Organism: Sapajus apella (tufted capuchin)
Lineage: Eukaryota; Metazoa; Chordata; Mammalia; Primates; Cebidae
Gene: ACKR2
Product: atypical chemokine receptor 2
Exons: 2
Coding region: 1792-3189 (465 amino acids)
Biological process (GO): inflammatory response; G protein-coupled receptor signaling pathway; immune response
Cellular component (GO): membrane
Molecular function (GO): C-C chemokine receptor activity
Source: RefSeq, a predicted model, not a curated record